UUGCUGCCUCAUGACGGUGGCUCAAGUGGCUGCGGCAGCCAUUGUGUCACGAGGAUGGGUGUCCUUGAUGGCGAUGUUCAGCCACGCGUUCAUCACACCGUACGACACGUCUGCGAUUGCGCAUUCCAAGUCCAUUUUCAGCGCAUUUGCCGCAUGGGACGGCGUGUACUUCGUUGGCAUCGCCGACCAAGGGUACCGCUAUGAGAACACCCAUGCGUUCUUUCCACUGUUUCCGCUGUUGGUGCGUUGGACAAGCCCUCUCAUGCUGCCAUUUCUCGACAAGAACGCAUCGCUCUUGGCCGCGGGGUGGCUCAUCAGCAAUGCCUCGUUUGUGGUUGCUGCAGUGUUUUUGUACCUGCUCGGACUGGAGGUGCUCAAGACCGAGUCGGUGGCGAAGCGUGCAGCGCUCUUGUUCUGCAUUUGCCCGUCGGGCAUCUUCAUGUCUGCUUGCUACAGCGAAAGUUUGAUGUGCGCGCUCACGUUCAGCGGGAUGUACUUGCUCGAGCGUUCGCGGACCGCUCGUCGUGCGUCUGGCCCCAUGUUUCUCAUUUUCUCGGCGCUUUUAUUUGGACUGUCGUCGGCCACCCGCUCCAACGGCAUUCUGCAUUCUCGUACGACCGACCAUCGUUCUCGACUGCGUCACCGACGAUUCUGUGGCAGUCUACAUUGCGUACUACCAGGUUCUGGCGUCCCCGCAUCCCGUCCGUGCUUUUCCGCAGUUUGUGGCCCACUGGACAUUCACGGCCAGUCUUGGCGCCAUCGCCAUUGGGUUCCAAGUCGCGUACUUUCUGCACGGCAUCGCCGCGUACUGCGCUUCCUACGCCUCAGCCAUGCAGGUCGUUCGAUCGGUCUUCCACAUCGCCCCGUCCGCGCUGGCCGCAGACCGCCCGUGGUGCAGUCAAGUCGUUCCCAACUUUACGGCCAUGUACAUGUUUAUCCAGCGCGAAUACUGGGGAGUGGCGCCAUUCGCGUACUACGAGCUCAAGCAGGUACGACGCCAGCAUUCGACCGACCCACUCGCCAUUCCAUCCUCUCGACACAGAUCCCAAACUUCCUCCUGGCGGCGCCCAUGCUUGCUUUGGCAGGUUACACCAGCUACAUCGGGUGCAUCGUCCGCCCGCCGCCCCCGUUCGAGUCGACGCGACCGUAUUUUGUUCACGUGGCAUUUCUCUUGGUCAAUGUGCUGGUUGUUGUCCAUAUUCAAGUCGUGACGAGGUUCCUCGCCGCGUCGCCGCCGAUCUUUUGGGCCGCGUCGUACCUGACAUCACCCGACGCCAAGCGGCAGUCCCGCGUUCACCCCGUCGUGACGCAUGGCGUCGUCCUCUACUUCCUCGUGUUCAAUGUCGUUGGGGCGACGCUGUUUCCGACAUUUUAUCCGUGGACGUAAACCGUGAAUGGAUCUUCGGGACGACCCACACCCGACGUUGUUAGCACCAGCGAGCAGCCUCGCUUUCAUCGCUCGCCCAUGCCCAGCGACGUUGGCAGAGAGCGCUGCUUGUCAACAUCGAUGGCACCGCCGUGACCUGUUGUCCUGUCGACGCAAUCGAGGCAGUUGCCGACGCAGGACGUGUAAAAGAUCGACCACUCCGAACGCGAUGUCGACGUGCUCGAGAACGAGUCGCCGAGAGGGCGGCUUUUUCAACAUCGUUCCAAUAAAUAGGGGAUGGAUUCACAACUCAACAGAGAGACAC
Molecule: messenger RNA, 1691 nt
Organism: Aphanomyces invadans
Lineage: Eukaryota; Oomycota; Saprolegniomycetes; Saprolegniales; Verrucalvaceae
Exons: 6
Coding region: 11-1387 (458 amino acids)
Biological process (GO): GPI anchor biosynthetic process
Cellular component (GO): mannosyltransferase complex; endoplasmic reticulum membrane
Molecular function (GO): alpha-1,6-mannosyltransferase activity; GPI mannosyltransferase activity
Source: RefSeq, a predicted model, not a curated record